This is a messenger RNA of Anarrhichthys ocellatus (wolf-eel), 906 nucleotides long. RefSeq names its product DIS3-like exonuclease 1. The record is from RefSeq and is a predicted model, not a curated record. Bases 26 to 499 code for a protein of 157 amino acids. NCBI's taxonomy places the organism in Eukaryota, Metazoa, Chordata, Actinopteri, Perciformes, Anarhichadidae. The transcript has 2 exons.
GUACGGUGUUAAAGGGCCGGUGUACAUGAAGAAUCGAGAGGGUGAGGUGGUGUCGGCCGGACAGGACGGUUUUUGUGAGUGGCAGAGCGGCUCCGUGCGGCGACACUCUGACCACAUCAGCACCACGUCCAGCUGCGGCACCUCCACCUUCAGACUGUUCGACCACAUCACCGUGCGUAUCUCGGUGCGCUCGCUGCAUUGCCACGCGGACGCUCUGAACCUGGAGGUCGUCAGCAACGAGCCGCACCGCGGCACCGCAGAGCCUCAGCGGCCGAGCUCGCAGGGCCGCAGCCGGCUGGUCCAGGAGGUGGUGCGUCUGGCCGAGGAGGCGACCCAGCAGGCCCAGGAGAAGGCGGCCCGGCAGCCCAAACUCUCCAGAGAGGAGAGAGAGUUCAGCCAGAGCAAGACUCCCAAUCUGUACUCUCUCCUGGAGGAGGUCCGGGAGCUGGCUCUGCUGGACCCGGAGGCCGCUUCACGGGUCACUGCAACGACGGCGUGAAGCUGCGUAAAGUUUUUAAAUAGACGACUGGAAACACGAACACAUAAUCAGAACUCCUUCAUACGUUUCUUCAGCGUUGAGUGAAUCAUGAUGGAAGAUUUUAUCAUCCGCAUACUUUUUAUCAUUUAGACAAAUGUUCGAUAAUGCAAAGUGUGAAUUUGUUAUUUGAUAUUAAAUGAGUUUAUUACGUUGGUCCACAGACUCUGAUUAUUACAUAGAGAACAUAAAUGUAUUAAUGAGAAGAUGAGAUCAAACUUUUCUUCAUAAUGUUUAUUGUUUGGCAUUAAAAAAACCAAAGAUGGAAACUAAGCCUCGAUUGAUCAAUAACACAAAUGAGAACGUGUCGUGCUGCACUGAUUAUGACGUGAACAACAAAGAUAUUAUGUACAAGUAACACCGACAUUUAU